AUGCCGCAGCAGCCAUUGUCAGCAGCUAUCCGUACGCUGGGCCUACCCGAAAUUUCGUUCAGGAUCGCUCACCUUCUGCAGACAAAGGAUGCUCUCGCUUUCUCAGCUGUCUCCCGCUCCUUAUAUUAUUCUCUCACACCAUUUCUUUGGCAGGAGCUGCACAUUGGUAAAACUGAGGAAUAUGAAGACUUGGAGCUUCAGAAGCCACUCUUCACAGGUUACAAAAGACAUAUCUCACUCAAAUCUGUGAAGCUCCCUGCAGAGCCUUUGGAGCGCCAGAGGCUUUUGCAAGGCGUCUUUGGAAACAAGGUCUCGCUGAUACGGUCUCUCCAUAUCCUUGAUGAAGAUGAUAUCGACGCUUCGUUCAUACUAGGGGAGAUGUGCACUAGUAUCGAAUCUGUCACUAUCCAUGGCUACUUCACAACCAAGUCAACUGACAUAAAUUUCAAUAAGGAUCAGAUCAAGCGCUGCAAGAUAAUGUUGGAUGGUCUUAGGCCGGGAGAAUCGAUUUGGAACCCACUCCUAAAAUGUCAUAAAGCCCAGAAUUUGUGUUCGAUGACUUUGAGGUGCUGCUCCAUCCGAGGGCGGCAUCUUAAAGCCAUGUGGGCAGUCUUCGCUCAACUCGAAAGAUUGGUGCUCUAUAAAACUACUUUUGAUUUGGAACAUGGAACCAUGUCUCUCAAAGAUGAAAACAGGAGUGAAAAGCGAGUGAGGUUUCCGCGGCUGCAGGAGUUUGAACUUUGGGGCUCACGUACAACAGAGCAAUGGCUGGAUCUCGAGCUACUAAUCGGGCAGUGCCCAGUACUCCGGAAGUUGAACUGGGUGAUUGAUGAUCUGUAUGUCAGUAUUUUACAAGCCGCCAAGCGUCCACUUGACCGCUUAGAGAUGGACAUCACUGGCCACCGCACCGACACUUUCAACUUGCUUCGAACGCAUUUUGAAACUAUUCAAACAAUCAGUUUAAAAUGCUGUUCCGAUAACACGGGUGAUUGGAUCAUUGAGGUGUUGACAUCAUGCCCCGCUCUAGAGUGUUUUAAUGGUAUGAGCAUUACCGCGAAGCAGAUUAUCGAAUCCAAGCCUUGGGUCUGCCACCGAUUACAAAAGUUGAGCCUCUUUAUAGAUAUGGGAUUCGAGGAUAAUGCGUUGACACGUCGAUGGACUAUUGAUGAGCUGGAGCAAUGUCGAAAGGUUUUUGGACUACUAGCAGCAUUGAAGAACCUACAGAUUUUGGACUUUCUCGGCUCGUUUUCAACCACGUGCGGCUAUUCGUUUUCAUCCAGGUGCGGUUAUUCGUCUUUACCUCAUAAUGCUCCUACGAACUCACGCUUCCGUCUUGUUCCUUUGCCUCUCCGGCUUAAAGCUGGCCUUGGUCUGCUCGCGGGGCUGACAAAGUUAGAGCAGGUCAGGUUUUGGGGACAACAGCAGAGAGUGCACAUGGAAGAGUUGAUUUGGAUGAAGCUGCAUUGGGCUAAUCUUAAAACUCUUGCAGGAGGAUGGUCCGUCCAAACAGGAGGGGCACAGAAGAGUGCUAAUCGAUACUUUCGUGAAGGACUCUUGCGUGAAUGGUUGAUAAAGCAUGGAAUCAGCACCUCAGGGUCCUAUUAUGUCUAUGAAUAUCACGGAAACUUUUCGUCACACGACGUUGACUGGUGUGAAGGAAGCGAUAGUGAGGAGACUAGCCAUGAUAACUAG
Lobosporangium transversale is the source of this 1692-nucleotide messenger RNA. RefSeq lists its product as hypothetical. Bases 1 to 1692 code for a protein of 563 amino acids. The record is from RefSeq and is a predicted model, not a curated record. The transcript has 3 exons. Lineage: Eukaryota; Fungi; Mortierellomycota; Mortierellomycetes; Mortierellales; Mortierellaceae.